AUGGUGGUCUCCCAGUACAUGGCGGCGGCGCCGGGGGACUGGAUGCGGGUGAGCUGCGAGUCCUCCAGGCGCGCCAGGAGGCCGCUCCGCUGGCUGAAGAACCCCGUGAGGCCGUGCCGGAUCACCUCCGCCGUGCCGUCGCUCCAGCUCGACAGCGUGGACGGCCCCACGUCGAGGCGCAGCACGAAGCAGUCCUCCCCGUCGACCUGCUUCUCGCCGGCGUGCUCCGCCGUCGAGAAGAUGGACGCGAUCAUCACCGGGUCCAGGCCCUGCAUGUGCAUGGACAAGAUCGACAUUCAAUUCGAAACCACAUCAUAG
Molecule: messenger RNA, 318 nt
Organism: Triticum turgidum subsp. durum (durum wheat)
Lineage: Eukaryota; Viridiplantae; Streptophyta; Magnoliopsida; Poales; Poaceae
Source: the annotation of a GenBank genome assembly